Molecule: messenger RNA, 5638 nt
Organism: Dunckerocampus dactyliophorus (ringed pipefish)
Lineage: Eukaryota; Metazoa; Chordata; Actinopteri; Syngnathiformes; Syngnathidae
Product: S-adenosylhomocysteine hydrolase-like protein 1
Exons: 17
Coding region: 283-1923 (546 amino acids)
Biological process (GO): L-methionine cycle
Cellular component (GO): cytosol
Source: RefSeq, a predicted model, not a curated record
CAACUCCCUCAGCCAGGUGACAGUUGAGGAACAGCACAACCACCAUCAAGACAGCACAACGUUGCACUUUAGCUAGACUUGCAGCAACAAUCCAAAUUUCUGAUUUAUUGUUACACUUAAAGUAACCAUUUUCCGCUUCCGCGUAGCUCGCUAGCGGCGCGAGGACAUACUGUAGAUGACACGAGCUUGUGACGUUGACAAGCAAACACAAGACCGCAGUAGUGCGACGUCGACUCUCCCGUAUUUUUACUUAUUUUUUAACGACGGACAGUCUCGGUCAACAUGUCGGAGCCGACCGGGGAGGUGAAGCAGGCGAGCAAAGAGGUGAAAGAAAGCGAAAACGUCGCGGAGAAAUACUCUGCCUUGACCGUGAGCAAGAACACUGAAAUGAACAUGGAAGAGCUGUCGUCCGCCUUCAGCGCGGUGCCCACUCAUAAGCCGGUUAAGAAGCAAAUCCAGUUUGUGGAGGACAAGCAGGAGUUCAGCAGGUUCCCCACUAAAGCAGGCCGCCGUUCGCUGUCCCGCUCCAUCUCUCAGUCGUCCACGGACAGCUACAGCUCCGCCGCGUCCUACACCGACAGCUCGGACGACGAGACCUCCCCGCGGGACAAAACGCAGGUCAACUCCAAGGGCAGCAGUGACUUCUGCGUCAAGAACAUUAAACAAGCAGAGUUCGGGAGACGGGAGAUUGAGAUAGCGGAACAAGACAUGUCGGCACUGCUGGCUCUCCGGAAGAGAGCGCAGAGUGAGAAACCGUUGGCAGGCGCCAAAAUUGUGGGCUGCACGCACAUCACCGCACAGACGGCGGUGCUGAUCGAGACUCUGGUGGCUCUGGGCGCACAGUGCCGCUGGACUGCCUGCAACAUUUACUCCACGCAGAACGAAGUGGCCGCUGCCCUGUCAGAGAUAGGUGUGGCCGUGUUUGCCUGGAAGGGGGAGUCUGAGGACGACUUCUGGUGGUGCAUUGAUCGCUGUGUCAACAACGAGGGAUGGCAGCCUAACAUGAUCCUGGAUGACGGAGGUGACCUCACGCACUGGAUGUACAAGAAAUACCCAAACGUAUUCAAGAAGAUCCGAGGCAUCGUAGAGGAGAGCGUCACCGGGGUUCACAGGUUGUAUCAGCUCUCCAAAGCGGGCAAACUGUGCGUGCCGGCCAUGAACGUCAAUGAUUCUGUCACAAAGCAGAAGUUUGACAACCUGUACUGCUGCAGAGAGUCCAUCUUGGACGGCUUGAAGAGAACGACAGAUGUCAUGUUUGGAGGCAAACAGGUGGUUGUGUGUGGCUACGGUGAGGUUGGGAAAGGUUGUUGCGCUGCAUUGAAAGCUCUGGGAGCCAUCGUCUACAUUACAGAGAUUGACCCUAUUUGCGCCCUACAAGCUUGCAUGGAUGGCUUCAGGGUGGUCAAGCUGAACGAGGUCAUUCGCCAGGUUGAUAUCAUCAUCACCUGCACUGGAAACAAGAACGUGGUGACCAGGGACCAGCUGGACCGCAUGAAGAACGGCUCCAUUGUGUGCAACAUGGGUCACUCCAACACGGAGAUUGAUGUGGCGAGCCUUCGCACGCCUGAGCUGACCUGGGAGAGAGUGCGCUCCCAAGUGGAUCAUGUCAUUUGGCCUGAUGGCAAGAGAGUCAUCCUGCUGGCUGAGGGACGUCUCCUCAACCUUAGCUGCUCUACCGUUCCCACCUUUGUCCUGUCCAUCACCGCAACCACCCAGGCCCUGGCCAUGAUUGAGUUGUACAAUGCUCCCGAGGGACGAUACAAGCAGGACGUUUACCUGCUUCCCAAGAAGAUGGAUGAAUACGUGGCCAGCCUACAUCUGGCAACCUUUGACGCCCACCUGACCGAGCUCACCGAUGAGCAGGCGAAAUAUUUGGGCCUCAAUAAGAAUGGUCCUUUUAAACCCAACUACUACAGGUAUUAGUCUGCAAUAAGCCACACCCACGUGUCGAGGACCACCACGUGUUGAGGACACAUUGGUGUAUCGCCGACUUCCUGUGCUUUACGAGUAGUUAGUGUGUGUUCUUUUCUGUCACAUUUCUAUUAGUGUGCUGUCCUCUUUACCACAUGAAUACACAAUACUGUGUGCUGCGUCCAUAUCAGCCAGGUACUGUACUGGCAUACUUUUUGCAUCCAUAUGUUUUAGAAAUGAUGUGCCAAAUAAGUGUAAGGGAAGGGUUGAAAUUUUAAAAUAUGUGGAUAUGACAAAAAUAAUCAAGGAAUUCUCUGGGAUGUGAAGCCAUCUUUCAAAAAGUGACCGGACUUUCCUCAUUUUCAAACGACUGAAUGGUUCAAAGUGACGCGGACCAAACUAGAGUGUGAGCUUUUAUAGCACCUAUGCACCCAAAUGAGCCAUAACAUCUUUAUUAGAUGUUGUCAAGCGAUGCACUGGCAUUUCAAACUACUUUACUCAUGACUCAAAAAAUAUACUUUUUUUUUUUUUUGCUUCAAAUUUUUUUCAAUUUAAAAUUAAUUACCAGUAUGUUUUUUUUAUUUGUAGUUUUUUUCCUCAAAAAAUUUACUCAUGAUUAAACAAAUAGACAGUUGAGCCCUUGUGGAUUUUUUUUGGUCCAAACAUUUUUUUUUAUUCUAAUUUUUUUAUUUUAAAAUUAAUUAAUUUCCUUUUUUUGUUUUUCCUCACAAAAUUUUACUCAUUAUCAAAAAAAUAUACAAACAGUUGAGCCCUCGUGGAUUUUUUUGGUCCAGUUGUAUUUUUUUAAUUCUAUUCUUUAUUAUUAUUUUUUUGUAUUUUUUUCCUACAAAAAUUUUAGCCAUGAUUAAAAAAUAUACAGUUGAGCCCUCGGGGAUUUUUAAUUAUUAUUCAUUUAAUUUGAUUAAUUACAUUUGUUUUUUUUUUUGUUUUUUUUACUUCUCUCGUCCCCUCCCCAUUUUAAUCAUGACUAAAAUAAUAUACGAAAUUGAGCCCUCGUGGAUUUCUUUUGGUCCAAAAAUGUUUUUUUACUCAAAUUUUUUUAUUUACAUUUUUUUUUAUUUGUAUUUUCUUCCCUCCAAAAAUAGGCACUUUUUCCUGCAAAAAACUGAGUCUAUAAUAAUUUAGAAAUGCGUGAUAAAACAGAUAAAAUGUACAGCGUACAGUACUACGUAAAGGACAUGACCGGGCGCAAGAUGGUGGCGCCCGUUUGUUUGGCUCGCCUCCCGUGUGUAUAAAUAAAUAAAUAAAUGAUAUUUUUAUAGGCGUCUCAAUUACUCACGGCUGUUUUUUGCCAUUCUCAGCACAUAAGCCCAGCGAAUAGUGGGGAUCUACUGUAUUGAUAUUUAAUUGUUAUAUGAAUUAAAUGUACUAUUAUUAUUAUUAGAAUUACAUUAAAUGAGUUAUUACUAAUUAAUACUGUAUUAAUUUGCUGGCCCUGUAAACUGAAUACAUUCCAAUGACAAGCUAGAACAGGGGUGUCCAAACCUUUUUCAGUGGGGGCCACAUACUGAAAAAAGAAGGAAUGCAAGGGCCACUUUGAAGAAGUUAUACUGUAUGUAUUUUAAGAAAAAAACGUUGGUCUUUUUUCCCAAUUUUCUUUUUUUUAUUUUCUAAAUAUUUCAACUUUCUUCAUCAAUACUCUUUGUAAAUUUUCUUUUUGUAAUAUUAUGAUUUUAUUCUCAUGAUAUUUUGACUUUAUUCCCGUAAUAUUAUGACAUUUUCCCUCAACCUAAUUUUCCCAAAAAGACAACUUUAUUUUGCUUAGUUUGAUUCUCAUAAUAUUAUCACUUUUAAAAGUAAGGUAUUUUUUUCUUUAAUAUUUCACAUGUGUGCUAUUACGGUUUAUUUUUCCUCAUAAUAUUAUGAUUAUGCUGGUAAAAUUGUGACUUUUUUCUCAUUAAAAUAUGACUUUUUUUCUCUUAAUAUUUUCACUUUUUUUCCGCCCAUUUCUGCUGCUGUUUUUUUGUUUUGUUUUGUUUUGUUUUUUUAAUUUUCCAACUAUUUCCACUUUCUUCUUGGAAUUUUUCUUAUCGUAAUUAUGACUUUAUUUCCAUAAUAUUUUGACUUUAUUUUCAUGACUUUUUCCGCAACAAAAUUUUCCAAAAUUUGCAACUUUUUUCGUUGUUUGGUUUGUUUCUCAUAAUAUUACGACUUUGAACCCCCCCACAUCUUUUCUUUUUAAUAUUUGAAUUUUAUGCUACUAAAAUGCCUUUGUUUUUUGUCAUUUUUAUUCUCAUAAAAUUACGACUUUGUCAUUUGAUUACAACUUUUAUCUUAAUAUUUUUAGUUUAUUUUUUGUAAAAUCACUGCUGAUUUGUCUGUUUUUGCUGUUGUUUUUAAGCUUUCUUGUUAAGUGAUAUUUUUAGAAUGUGCCACAGGCCAAUAAAAAAAUUGCAAAAGGCGCCCGGGCCACACUUUGGACACCCCUGAGCUAGAGAGAGCUCUGUAGCGUCACGCACGUCUCUGCCGACACCACAUUCAGGUGAAUUUGUUUCCGAAAAAGAGCGAUGACAUAAUGAAUCCACCUCAGGGUAUUCGGACUUCAGCAUCGAUGUGGUUCUUGUGAGGCCAUAUUGUUGCAGCUUAUCUCUGCCAUAUACUGUUUUUCACAUGCCUGCAUGCUCCAACAGCAAAUACAGUGUGUGUGUACUGUACACACGGCCGCCGAUAACAUCAACUUUGAGUGGCAUUUGCCAAAACCACAACACAAUAUCAAGCGUGUGGUCAGAUAUGUCUGUGGCAGCUGUGUUAGCGUCACCCUCACCUAUGCACUGCAUUCGGUAGGCUUGUUAGUAAUGCAAUUGAUACUCAUUAUGCUACUUUGACUUAUCUGUGUUCAUUUGCACUUGGCUUUUCAAUGACGGAGGACCACAUCGAAUGAUUCAUUUACAGCAAAGUGCGGCCCACAGCAUGUGUUUUUAUUGUCCCGGGUCAUACUCGAAACAUAAAAACGAGAAGUAGAAUAGUUUGCUUUGUCAGAAAUCUGAGAUGUAGGCUCUUUUGACCCCCCUGGCUUAGAAGACCGUCAGUUUCAGCACCUUUAGCGUCCGUGUUGUACUGAAAAGUAGCCUCCUCGGAGCUACUAUGAGCCAAAGGUAUCUUAUCCGUCUACACGAGGACACCGUUGGCACUGUAACCGUGGUUACUGGCCGGUCGACAGUGCCUUGUGACUCACUUAGUACAGUUUGUAUUAGCAAGUGUAUGUGUGUGUGUGUGUGUGCUUUUUUUUUGGCAAAUAUUGUUGAUGCUCAACAUGGUUGUUAUUCUGCUAUGCAUUUCUCUUCUGUCCAAAGUAUUUGAAUCCUGCAGCGGUGGAGAGUUGUUACUAUUUUAUUCUCUCCCAUCUAAUCACAAAGAGCACUUCUCUAAUCUAACGGAUAAUAACUAUUUUACCCGUGUAUGCUGUCAAUUAAUAGGACAUAUGAAUGUGUGUGUGUGUUUUUUUUAGACCAACUGUUGUCAAAUUGGAUAAAAAUAUGCACACCACUGUGAUUUUUACAGUUGCACAAUUGCUGGUUUGUAGUGUUUGAUGUGAAGGCAAACUUCUAUAUAUGAUUUAUUCACUUUAUGAACUAAUUAUAGGCUUUGAGCACUGGAACUGUAGUUUAGCUUGAAAACACAAAUCACAACACUGUAUACUCUGGAAAAUGGUGUGCACCUAUUCCCUUUAAUAAAGUGCUGGUAACUCAGUAAAUUGUCUUUGGCG